AAAAGUUACGCCUGAACAUUGUGGCACAUUGUGGCAAAAAAAAAACGAAGAAAAAAGAUUACAACAGGCAAGUUUGAAAAGAAGAGAACUCCGCUUAGAUAUUUGCCCACAGGUUCCACAGGGUAUAAAGGCAUGCAUAGGUUGAGGUAAGUAGUGUGACACUUCGAGGCACCUGGCAAGCAGUGAGAGGACCAAUCAAUCUCAACUCUUCCCCGCUCACCGAAUGACUACCCCUGCAACAGGUUAGAAGAUAAUCAAAAUAACAAUAAUUGACGAAGUUAACUGCAACAGUAAUGCCAUCCAACAAGUUUUCUUCAGCCAUCAUGGUUGAGAGUGACAAGAUGACGGCAACAGCUGAGGUGAAUGGGGACAUUCCUGCAGCCGAGGGACCAUCAGAGAACGACAGUGGCGCAGAGAUGACCAAUGAGAACAGCCCGCUGACCGCUGCUGAGCCGCCCUCCCCCUUCAGCCCCAAGCAGAACGGAGACGCUGCCUCACCUGCAGACUCAGAUGUUAACCAGUUGUCUGGGAGCAGGAAGAGAACCAGGAAGAGGUCCUCUGAGGAGGAGGAGUGCAGCUGGGACUCCUCCUAUAGUGAGCAGAAGGCCAAGGUAGUAGGAGUGGGGGGCUCGGAGUCUGGCUCGGGUCUGAGACAGAGACCCUCUCCCAGGACCAUCUUCCAGGCCGGUCUGCUGGCCCCUCACAGCAAACCACGCAGCCGCGAGCAGAGAAGGGGAGGACGCCAGAACAAGCUGGAGCACCACAGCAGUCCUCUGAGCCUGGCCUGCAGUGUUGGCCCCGGGCCCCUGGUGUCCGUGGUCCCUGAGAGCCCCUCCCUGGAGCUCCUGGAGCAGGACUCUAAGGAUUCGGCCCAGAGCACCUCUACCUCCUCCACCUCCCUGGCCUCCAACACCACAGAGCCUGCCUGCCAGCCAGAGUACAAGGACAACAAGGGUUUUGGCAUUGGGGAGCUGGUGUGGGGGAAGAUCAAGGGUUUCUCCUGGUGGCCAGGCAUCGUGGUCACCUGGCGCGCCACGGGCAAACGACAAGCCACUCAUGGCAUGAGGUGGCUGCAGUGGUUCGGUGAUGGCAAGUUCUCUGAGGUUUCAGCUGACAAACUGGACUCCAUCACUGCUUUCCCCAAGUUCUUCAACCAAGCCUCCUACGCCAAGCUGGCAUCCUACCGCAGGGCCAUCUUCCAGGCACUGGAGAUGGCCAGUCUGCGUGCUGAGAAGCCAUUCCCUCCGUGUGAGUCAGAGGGGCCAGAGGACCAGGUCAAGCCCAUGCUGGACUGGGCCAAAGGGGGCUUCCUGCCUAAGGGCCAUGAGGGCCUCAAACCCACAGAGAACCCUGACAGCAACCCGUUAAACCACAAAAUGUUGGACGUCAGUCUGCUAGAGUAUUUCCCCACAGCCAAGAGGCCCCGCAUCAGCCUUUGUAAGGCCAAGAGCAGCCCAGAGGAGGUCUACAGUAGAGAACAAAUGGUGCAUGAAGUUUUGAAGAAUAACAGAAGUAUAGAAGAGUUUUGCCUCUCAUGUGGGAAAACACAAGCGGCAACCUUCCACCCACUUUUUGAAGGAGGCCUUUGCCAAGCAUGCAAGGAUGUGUAUCUUGAGAUCUCCUACAUGUAUGAUGACGAUGGCUACCAAUCGUACUGUACCGUGUGCUGCGGGGGCCGCGAGGUACUACUGUGUGGGAACGCCAACUGCUGCAGGUGUUUCUGUGUAGAAUGCCUGGACAUUCUGGUAGGCGCGGGGGCGUCGAACAGUGCCCGUAACCUGGACCCGUGGCGCUGCUACAUGUGCCAGCCCCUGCAGCCCUACGGUGUGCUCAAACAACGCCACGAUUGGAGCAUGAAGCUGCAGGAGUUCUUUAUCAACGACAAUGGCCAGGAGUUUGAAAGCCCAAAGAUCUACCGGGCUGUCCCUGCAGAUCAGAAGCACCCCAUCCGCGUGCUCUCAUUGUUUGAUGGCAUCGCCACUGGCUACUUAGUGCUACGAGACCUAGGAUUCAAAGUGGACAAUUAUAUUGCAUCAGAGGUGUGUGAGGAUUCCAUAUCGGUGGGGGUCGUCCGACAUGAAGGAAGAAUCCAGUACGUGCACGACGUGCGCAACAUCACCAGAAAAAAUAUAGAAGAGUGGGGACCAUUUGACCUGGUGAUAGGAGGAAGCCCCUGUAACGACCUAUCUAUCGUCAACCCCGCCAGGAAGGGACUGUACGAGGGCACAGGGAGGUUGUUCUUUGAGUUCUACCGCCUGCUGAGUGAGGCCAAGCCCAAGGAGGGCGAGGACCGCCCAUUCUUCUGGAUGUUCGAGAACGUGGUCGCCAUGGGCGUCAACGACAAGAGGGACAUAUCUCGUUUCCUCGAGUGCAAUCCAGUGAUGAUCGAUGCCAUUGAGGUGUCUGCGGCUCACAGGGCUAGGUACUUCUGGGGCAACCUACCAGGGAUGAACAGGCCUCGGUGUGCAUCUGGGAUGGACAAGCUAGAGCUACAGGACUGUCUGGAACAUGGCCGUGUGGCUAAGUUUGGAAAGGUGCGCACCAUCACCACACGCGCCAACUCCAUCAAGCAGGGCAAAGACCAGCACUUUCCCGUCAUGAUGAAUGGCAAAGAGGACAUCCUGUGGUGCACCGAGCUGGAGAGGAUCUUUGGCUUCCCGGUCCACUACACAGAUGUGUCCAACAUGGGCCGCGGUGCCAGGCAGAAGCUUCUGGGGAGGUCCUGGAGCGUACCUGUCAUCAGACACCUGUUUGCCCCUUUGAAGGACUACUUUGCAUGUGAAUAGUGCCCUCCCUAACCAACCUCUCUGUAGUUCCACACCUCUCUCUACUGCUACCCCAUGAGGAGGAUCUGCAAAUCAAAUCAAAUGUAUUUAUAAAGCCCUUUUUACAUCAGCUGAUGUCACAAAGUGCUAUACAGAAACCCAGCCUAAAACCCCAAACAGCAAGCAAUGCAGGUGUAGAUCUGCACCCUUUGGCCUCCUCCAAUCAUGAGGCUGAGGAGUAGGACACAAGAUCGUGCGGGUACACAUGGUGACUCCGCUCUCACCCCUCUCCGUUCAGCCAUGAUGUUUUCUUCCAACACUCUAAAAAUACCCUACACAAAAAAAUCUAAGGAGCCAGACCUGCUUUUCACUGAGCGAAACCAGCACUGAUAAGGGGACCAUUUGAGGGUCUUACUUUUAUAGCCUUCCUUUUAACAAAAGGCUGGUCUGAGAGUGACAUGGAAAGUACCACUGAUUGUCAAUCAGAAGUGCCAAUGCUAAGUUAGACAAUCUUGUUAUCCCCUGGUAGGCAAAAGCCAAAGUGUUAUUUUAGGGUUUUAAGGCUUUAUACACUGCUUUUACUUCUUAACAAAUUACUUCCCCUCAUGUUGUUUUUGAGUGGAUUUGUUGUGAUCACAAAGUCAGACAUAUAUAUAUAUAUAUACACUGCUCAAAAAAAUAAAGGGAACACUUAAACAACACAAUGUAACUCCAAGUCAAUCACACUUCUGUGAAAUCAAACUGUCCAUUUAGGAAGCAACACUGAUUGACAAUAAAUUUCACAUGCUGUUGUGCAAAUGGAAUAGACAAAAGGUGGAAAUUAUAGGCAAUUAGCAAGACACCCCCAAAAAAGGAGUGAUUCUGCCGGUGGUGACCACAGACCACUUCUCAGUUCCUAUGCUUCCUGGCUGAUGUUUUGGUCACUUUUGAAUGCUGGCGGUGCUCUCACUCUAGUGAUAGCAUGAGACGGAGUCUACAACCCACACAAGUGGCUCAGGUAGUGCAGUUCAUCCAGGAUGGCACAUCAAUGCGAGCUGUGGCAAAAAGGUUUGCUGUGUCUGUCAGCGUAGUGUCCAGAGCAUGCAGGCGCUACCAGGAGACAGGCCAGUACAUCAGGAGACGUGGAGGAGGCCGUAGGAGGGCAACAACCCAGCAGCAGGACCGCUACCUCCGCCUUUGUGCAAGGAGGUGCACUGCCAGCGCCCUGCAAAAUGACCUCCAGCAGGCCACAAAUGUGCAUGUGUCUGCUCAAACGGUCAGAAACAGACUCCAUGAGGGUGGUAUGAGGGCCUGACGUCCACAGGUGGGGGUUGUGCUUACAGCCCAACACCGUGCAGGACGUUUGGCAUUUGCCAGAGAACACCAAGAUUGGCAAAUUCGCCACUUGCGCCCUGUGCUCUUCACAGAUGAAAGCAGGUUCACACUGAGCACAUGAGCACAUGUGACAGACGUGACAGAGUCUGGAGACGCCGUGGAGAACGUUCUGCUGCCUGCAACAUCCUCCAGCAUGACCGGUUUGGCGAUGGGUCAGUCAUGGUGUGGGGUGGCAUUUCUUUGUGGGGCCGCACAGCCCUCCCAUGUGCUUGCGAGAGGCAGCCUGACUGCCAUUAGGUACCGAGAUGAGAUCCUCAGACCCCUUGUGAGACCAUAUGCUGACACAUGCACAUUUGUGGCCUGCUGGAGGUCAUUUUGCAGGGCUCUGGCAGUGCACCUCCUUGCACAAAGGCGGAGGUAGCGGUCCUGCUGCUGGGUUGUUGCCCUCCUACGGCCUCCUCCACGUCUCCUGAUGUACUGGCCUGUCUGCUGGUAGCGCCUCCAUGCUCUGGACACUACGCUGACAGACACAGCAAACCUUUUUGCCACAGCUCGCAUUGAUGUGCCAUCCUGGAUGAACUGCACUACCUGAGCCACUUGUGUGGGUUGUAGACUCCGUCUCAUGCUAUCACUAGAGUGAGAGCACCGCCAGCAUUCAAAAGUGACCAAAACAUCAGCCAGGAAGCAUAGGAACUGAGAAGUGGUCUGUGGUCACCACCUGCAGAAUCACUCCUUUUUUGGGGGUGUCUUGCUAAUUGCCUAUUUCCACCUUUUGUCUAUGCACAACAGCAUGUGAAAUGUAUUGUCAAUCAGUGUUGCUUCCUAAGUGGACAGUUUGAUUUCACAGAAGUGUGAUUGACUUGGAGUUACAUUGUGUUGUUUAAGUGUUCCCUUUAUUUUUUUGAGCAGUGUAUAUAUAUAUAUUUUUUUAUAUAUAUUUUAUUUUUGCAUUUUCCAAUUAAGAACAUUCAAGACAAAAGUGAAAAGAUAUUAGACAACAAUAGGACAAAGUGACAGUAACAGACGAGCGUAACAAAGAAAAAAUAAAACUAAUUAUAUAUACAAACAUCCAGUAAAAAAAUUAAUAAUAAUGAGACAUUUGGUCAUUGAGUGAAUGCUGGCACAAUUUGCCAGCAGUAGGCUACAUAUUAUACAUUACGUGUGAAACAUUAUAUAAGGAUUAUAUAGAGAUUCAAUCAAUGUGAUGUGGGGGGAGAUUCUCCAUAUAGUCAAAAGGUUGCCAAAUUCUGGGCCUCCCGGGUGGCGCAGUGGUCUAGCGCCACCAGAGUCUCUGGGUUCGCGCCCAGGUUCUGUCGCAGCCGGCCGGGAGGUCCGUGAGGCGACACACAAUUGGGCUAGCGUCGUCCGGGUUAGGGAGGGUUUGACCGGUAGGGAUAUCCUUGUCUUAUUGCGCUCCAGCGACUCCUGUGGCGGUCCGGGCGCAGUGCGCGCUAACCAAGGGGGCCAGGUGCACAGUGUUUCCUCCGACACAUUGGUGCUGCUGGCUUCCGGGUUGGAGGCGCGCUGUGUUAAGAAGCAGUGCGGCUUGGUUGGGUUGUGCUUCGGAGGACGCGUGGCUUUCGACCUUCGUCUCUCCCGAGCCCGUACGGGAGUUGUAGCGAUGAGACAAGAUAGUAAUUACUAGCGAUUGGAUACCACGAAAAUUGGGGAGAAAAGGGGAUAAAAAAAAAUUUAAAUUAAAAAGUUGCCAAAUUCUGUAAAAUGUCUAACCCUAUCCUCAAGCAGUUAUGCCACACUGAUUUUCUAAAACUAGAGAAACUUUUAUAUAAGAAUUUAUAGAUCUCUUUAUCAAUGAGUAGACAUUUUUGUUUCAUUUUCAUGAUGUCAACAUUGGGAAAUGUACAUGUUCUUCUCCCAAAUGCCAAUGUGACGUAAUACUUGAAUCAAUACAAAAAUGUCCAAUCGAGCUGAGAGACAGAAUGAAGAAGGCUCCGUUCUCAGCCAUGCCAAAAUACAUAAAAAAAUGUACUGUAAAAUCAAUACGAAGACGUAAAGACUUCUCAAUAUUGGACAUUUUGACAUUUGUCAUGUGCUACUGUUCUAAAGUAUCCAUAUUCUUUAACUGGAAGUUAGUUUUUGCUUUCACCAAAUAUAAGUGAGAGUUACCUCAUCAUCCAGGGCAUCUGAAAACCAUCUUGGCUAUCUGUACAAAAAGUCACUGGAAUGUUUUAUAGAAAUGGUAUACUUCAUUUUUAUACUGUAUAUAUGAAAAUGUUUACAAGAUUUAAAAAAUAUUUGAUUGGACUUUGGGAGUUUCAUUGUCCUAAUGUCAUCUUAAAUUUAUAUUUUUAAAUCUGUAAAUUUAAGUGGUUGAUAAACCCCAGUAUGGUGCAUAGAUAUCCUUCACCAUUGUUAAAGUGCUCUGGACUUCAGAUUGAAGUACAAUAUACACUUAUUUUGUCUACUCAUUUUGGCUACUUUUGUAGCCCUUUUUUUGUUUUGGUAAAUGAAUGUGGAGAAUUUGCUGUGCAGUUUUAAAAUACUGGACUUUUUUUUUUACAUAGCAUAUGUUCACAGUGGAGACCUGCCAGUUAUUUGUUUUUUACUGAGUACUACUCAGUACUACUCACUCGUUCAUGGUGCCUUUUAGCAGUCUGUUCAAAGAGCUUACGUUAGUAAAACACUGACUAUAUGUCAUAACCAGCACUUGCUUUACUUCAAAAGUUAUUUUACUAAGAUACCAAAAUACACAAGAUGUUUACAUGCUUUAUUAAUAGCACUGUAUCCUUUUAAUUUUGAUAAAUGUCAUGCUUUUGAUUUUGAAUAUUCAAAAAAAAAAAUCUAUUAUUUUAAUGGAUUUUUAUAACUACACCUUCAACAUUUUUUGUUUUAUAUACUCAGAUCUUCUGCUUACUUAAAACAAAAUCUGAAGUAGUAGCACAAUAUAUACAGUGCCUUCAGAAAUUAUUCAUACUCCUUGAUUUAUUCCACAUACUGUUGUGUUACAGCCUGAAUUCAAAAUGGAUUCAAUCGAUUUUUUUCCUUACCCAUCUACACAUAAUACCCCAUAAUGACAAAGGGAAAACAUGUUUUUAGACAUUUUUGCACAUUUAUUGAAAAUGAAAUAAUCAAUUUACAUAAGCAUUCACACCCCUGAGUCAAUACUUUGUAGAAGCACCUUUGGCAGCGAUUACAGUAAGUAUUUCUGGGUAAGUCUAAGAGACUCUCUCCACAUCUAGAUUGUGCAAUAUUUGCUCAUUAUUAUUUUUUAAAUUCUUCAAGCUCUGUCAAAUUGGUUGUUGAUCAUUGCAAGACUGUAAGGGCUGUCGUUCUCCUCCUCCUCCUCCUCAGACGAGGAGAGGAGAGAAAGAUCAGUAGACCAAUACGCAGCAUUCGGGAAAUAAGCCAUCUUUUAUUUGACACGAUGGCAACACGAAAACAAACACUUUCAAAAUUACAAAACAAGAAAACGACGUAGACGAAAAAACCUGAACAUGAACUUACAUAACUAACGUAAAACUCACGGACAGGAACAGACUACAUCAAAACGAAACGAACAACCAAACAGUCCCGUAUGGUACAUACAUAUACGAACACGGAAGACAAUCACCCACAAACAAACAGUGAGAACACCCUACCUAAAUAUGACUCUUAAUUAGAGGAAAACGCAAAACACCUGCCUCUAAGAGCCAUACCAGGCAACCAAAAACCAACAUAGAAACAGAAAACAUAGACUGCCCACCCAAAACACACGCCCUGACCAUGAACACAUACAAAAACAACAGAAAACAGGUCAGGACCGUUACAGAACCCCCCC
Messenger RNA from Salvelinus fontinalis (brook trout), 7857 nucleotides. RefSeq names its product DNA (cytosine-5)-methyltransferase 3B-like. Lineage: Eukaryota; Metazoa; Chordata; Actinopteri; Salmoniformes; Salmonidae. Gene Ontology annotation, biological process: negative regulation of transcription by RNA polymerase II. The record is from RefSeq and is a predicted model, not a curated record. The transcript has 22 exons. Gene Ontology annotation, cellular component: nucleus. Gene Ontology annotation, molecular function: DNA binding; DNA (cytosine-5-)-methyltransferase activity, acting on CpG substrates. The coding region runs from base 294 to 2786 and encodes 830 amino acids.